Messenger RNA from Drosophila simulans, 1486 nucleotides. Its product is annotated as PE-PGRS family protein PE_PGRS26. The record is from RefSeq and is a predicted model, not a curated record. The coding region runs from base 225 to 1220 and encodes 331 amino acids. The transcript is spliced from 7 exons. Lineage: Eukaryota; Metazoa; Arthropoda; Insecta; Diptera; Drosophilidae.
CGACACAUUUCCAGUUUCGCCAGGCAUUACAAGCACCAGAAAUCUCCCACUCCCCGCGGCAGAAUUCAAGUUUAAGCCCGGCUCAAGCCACUCGACCACUCAGUUCACAGCGGAAUCGCGUCGCGACAACAACGAGCAGCUCAGACUGAAACUCAGAUUCAGACUCGCGAAGUGAAGUAAUUUAAAACAAUAACAACGGAAAGCGUCUAGGAAAGGUGCGCAGUAUGAUCGUCUUACUCGGAGCACUCUGUCUGCUGCAGACGGCUAGCUUGGUGCCGGCACAGCUGUUUACGCUGCGCGAUGGCAAGGUGGGCGUGAACUUCGCUGGAUAUCACGCGGAUGCGGGACUCGGCGGACUCCUCACGGGCAACUCCGCCCACGGCGGACUCAGCGCCUCGGCCGGAACUCCUUGGGGCUCCCGGGCAGCCGCCGGUCUGGGCGGCAAUCUGGAUGGACGCGCAGCCGGCGUGGGCUACGCCGCCGCCCAGGCCAAUCCCUCGGUGGGGGCCAGUGCGCUUCUGGGCGGCAGCGCCGGCGAGCACGGCUACAUCGGAGCCGAGGCGCACAGUCCUGGUCGCACCCUGGUCUCCUCCUCGCAGCACUCCGUCCAGCCGGCAUAUCCUGCUGAUCCUGUGCCCGCGUCACCCACCUCCGGCCCCGUCGUCACCAGCCACAUCCAGAAGGUAAAGCCGCCCAAGAAGUACUCGCUGAUCCACCAAGAUCCGGACCGCAGCGAAAUCAUUGAAAAUCAUGUUAAAGCGGCCGCAGAUGCCGAUGCGGUGGAUAACCACCAGCUGCCCCGCCCGCCGGCCACGCCCACCUCGCUGAUAAUUGUCAAGCGACCACGCGCACAUGCAAAGCGACAACGACAGCGGCAACGUGUCGUAUACGUGAUGCAGCAGCAGCAGCAGCAGGAGGAGCAGCAAAUUCCGGACGAGGAAGCCCAAAAGGACGCGCCGCAGUCGACCGUUGAGGCGAGGAGCGAGGCCAAGGUGGUCCAGGCCCACAAGUACAAGUCCGUCCAGCGACCCCAGGCCGUGAACAAUCGCUUCCUGGCACCACAGGCCCAAGGACCCGUGGGCCUGGCCCUCGAUAUUCCCAUUGGCAUCCUGCGCUCCCUGCAGCAAUCCUUGGGCGCCCUGGGCGGAGGAGCAGUUCCUCAGCAGCCAGCAGCUGCAGCUGCAGUUGCAGGUGCACAGGCCAAUGCCCACAACCACUAGAGAUGUAGUUUCCAGAUUCGUACAGGAGGAACUAAUAAAGUAUCUGCACACUGGACAGAACAAAUUCGAUUGAGCAGAGAUUAAACAGUAUGAUUUGCCAUUAGUCAUUACCCAAAAUCAACCUACGAGCUGAGAAAGCAAAUAAUUGCUGACAACAGUGAACGCACAUAUUCAAGGAAUCUACCAAUUCAAUAAAAGUAAAAUUGCACUAUGACAAAUUAAGUAAGGUGCAAACCUCUAAUAAAUUCACUUGCAUUGCUAGUCUA